AUGAGAGAACUUGAUGCUGCACUAUACACAAUAGCAUGGGUUGCGCCUUUGGAAAUCGAGGCUCAGGCAGCUCGUCAUAUGCUCGAUAAUCGCCACGAUGGAAAAUUCCCCAUCAGUCGAGGCGAUGACUAUGUCUUCCUCGCGGGUGAUAUCAACGGUCAAAACAUAGUCAUCGCAACCUUGCCUCCCGGCCAAGAAUAUGGAACCGGCUCAGCCGCUGCCCUUGCUAGCCAAAUCAAAAAGUUCUUCACCAAUCUCUGGUUCGGCCUCCUUGUAGGAGUCACGGCAGGUCUUCCGAAUCUACGAAAGAUACCGCCAAUCGAUAUACGGCUUGGAGAUGUGCUCGUUGGAUUAUCCGAAGGAGAUAGUGCAGGCUUAGUCGCGUAUGACUUGGGGAAAGAGACUUCUGAGGGGUUUCAGCUUUUGAGAUCAACUAUUGGCAACAUCAAGAUCAGGGCACCAGGUGACACUGAUGUCUUCCUCCCCUUUUACGAGAGAAUCAAAGACAAAGAACACUCAAGAGGGACAUUCGCAGAUCUUGGCCAGGAAAAGGAUAUCUUCUACGACAUCAGUGAUGAUGGUGUUGAUAGCCCCGUCCAGAGGAUGCAGCGGCCUACCGACAGGCGAACUCGCGUAUGGUAUGGUUCUAUCGGAUCUGGAGAGAAGUUGACGAAAAAUACCCUCAAGCGCAAUGAGAUAAGAGAUCGUUAUGGAGUGAUCGGCUUAGAGAUGGAAGCUGCAGGGACGAUGAAUCGCAUACCUGUUGGCGUGAUCAGAGGCGUUUGCGACUAUGCCGACCAGCACAAAAAUAAAGAGUGGCAGCCAUAUGCUGCUGCCAUGGCCGCAGCGUACGCAAAAGCUGUGAUCUAUGAAUUAGGCCUGGGUAAAGUGAUGCCAAGCUCCAGCAUGAUGCAUGAGGCAAAACAUGCCCUUUAUGGCACCAUCUUAUGUGACCUUCCACCAACUACAGACCGUUUCUUUGGACGAAAAACAGAACUUUUGGAGAUGGUCAAAUGUCUCGAGGCCACAACCCAACGAAGAGGCGUGGUUCUGUGCGGGAUAUCUGGGUCUGUCAGCAAUGCAGCCUGGCAUGCGGCCAAGCUUCUGGGUGGAUUCCCUCUGGCUCUGGAGCUGGCAGGAGUUCUCCACCAUCGCGGGAUUACAGCCCUUGAUGAAUUUGCUGAAACUUUCACCAAUGACUAUCCAGAGCUUGCUCAGUUUGAGAUUGACUCUGGAGUCUGGAUUUGGACCAGAAACGGAGCAAUCAACUCUCUUUUUAGCAUGCUUGAUUCACUUUAUGCAUCAAUCUUGAUAAAGAGCACAGAUUCAGCUCUUCUAAUAACAUUUUGUUCAAUAUAUGGACCUUUCGCGAUUCCCAUCUCACUUGUAUACAACCUGGACUUAAUAGAUGUGGAGGGUACUGAAAAACAGGGCCCAUGGAAGCAGCUACAGACUCUGGUCCAGAGCAAGAUCAAACUCAACAUGUCUAUCGAUGAGCUAAACAAAGUCUUCCUAGCCACUAAGAAACAAGCAAGCGAUCAUACUCUGUUAUCAUUCUUCCUUCAUGCUUCGAUAUGCCAGUGGAGACUUGCCACCAUGGAAGACCGAGACGUCUGGAUCAUUCAAGCAACCUACAGCCUCUCAAAACAUAUUCUAUCACUGCAUGACAAAUGCGACGCCUUCAGGUUCUUCAAUUUGUUCAAUCGAUGUCUAAAUCUACUCUGGAACCACAUCAACGCACACCAUAUCGACAUACACGGGAAAUUCGCUGAAGCAUACUUUACGAUAUGUCUAUGUGGUGGGGAUGUUUACCUUGCAAUGGGAAAGUCUGAAAUUUCCAGGACACUCUUUACCUCGGCGAUCGACUAUAUUCGGUCCUCGAGCCUAAGUGACCCAGAUGACAAAAUAUUUCUGCAGCUUCUUUGUGGCUUGGCCAAAUCGUGUGAGAACACGAGGGAGUUUGAAAUGGCUGAGGAGGCUUCACUGUCAGCUUCUACUAUCUCAGAGCGCUUAAACGGCCACAUGAAUGACCAGACAGUCAGUCUUGUGUCACGACUCAAGGCCGUGAGAGAUCAUAUGUUGACCGAGCUGGAAAAUCGCAAAAGGGCUUUAGUUGCUUGCACGGGGCCGAAACUUGCGCCUGCAGUGAAUUCUGACACGAAGUCUUCAAUGGAAUUUGAGAACGAGGAACUUUAUCGUCAAAUGAUAGAAAAGAUUUCUGCAAGAGGUGGACUUGACUCCCUUGCCAGCUCUUCUGGUUCUACGACAGCGACGACUUUGCCAAACCUGGCUUGGGAACUUCGCUUUAGCCACCCUAUUCUCGUCUUUAGCUUGCAAGACGAUGGAAAUGACCUGUCAGGGUUUCCGGAUGCUUUUCCAAUCACGAUUCGGGGCAGCAUGAAUAUCAUGGCAUACGAAAACAUUGAUAUCAAGUCCAUACACAUUCAAAUCGACGUAUCUGGAAUGAGUAUAUGGAAUGUGGAAGGUCGGAGAAAAGGAAAACAACUAUUUGGAGAUGGCGCUGAUUUCACAACGUGGAAGCUGAAACUCUGCGACUCCAAUAUCACUUCUGAUGGAAGAUUUGGAGACAACUGCACCUUUAGAUUGGACAACGAGAACUCCCAAGAAAAUACGAGACAGCCUGAGAGUGACGGUGUCGCUAAACCAGAUCAUAUUCCAUUCCCACCUGGUUCUUACAGCUACCCUUUCGAAUCAACUGUUGACUGUACUCUCCACCACGCCAAGAAAAUUUUCCUUGAAGAUACAAAUUGGACUGAACUACCUGUUAUUCAAAUUCCACGUCAGCUGAGACCGAGAAGCACUGCCACCAAUCAAUCGCUCAGACAACAGAACGAGGGCAUUUCUUUCUGUGUCGAUUUGCCCUAUAAGAUAUCUCCAAUUGGCGGCAGGAUCCCCAUCACAGUCACUCUCGGGCCUGUUAACAAUGACCUUCGAGCUGAGUACUUAACCUACACCAUCGUACAAAGAGGCAAACGGUGGACGCAAGAUCGGGCAACGCAAAAUACAGAUGAGCAGAAGCUUGUGCUUUUGGAAAGAUUCAUACUUGAAGAGUCCACCCGUGUAGGAGACGAUGACUCCAGUGAACAGUAUGAGGAGGAAGCAGCCUUCUCAUGUGAAAGUGACAAGUCUUGCAAGACAUUGUUCAUAAAAGGUUAUCUGCCAAACUUGGAUCCUGAUGAGCCUGUUUCUAUCUCUGAUGAUCUCAUGUUGCCAACCUGUAAGCGGAUGAAAGCCGGAUGGCUGGUAGGUCAAGAACCUCUGGAGAUAACUUGUUCGACUCCAUUUAUCGAGUUGAAUCAUUUCAUGCAAGUCACCGUGGGCGGAUCACGACUUGAUUCAGAUCAAUCAGAAUCACGGAUCCUGGAGAUGAUUGAAGAGAUUCCUAUCGCAAUAAUCGAUUACCGAAUUACUCACAGAAGUGAUCUCCUCGUUGAUAGUAUGGCUCAUGAGUCAUCGCCUACGAAUAACAGGACAGCAACCUGUGGUUGCCCAGACGCAUAUAUUUAUGAAGAAUGCCUCUCAUGGGAUAAGACGCCACCGACGAAUAGGCCUAUUAACGCGACACUUCUUACAGAGACAUCUCUCUAUAUAAGGGAGGUACAUGGAGGAAGCGAGGACGAAGUUCGACAUUAA
Fusarium oxysporum Fo47 is the source of this 3654-nucleotide messenger RNA. RefSeq names its product 5'-methylthioadenosine/S-adenosylhomocysteine nucleosidase family protein. Gene Ontology annotation, biological process: nucleoside metabolic process; regulation of apoptotic process. Bases 1 to 3654 code for a protein of 1217 amino acids. Gene Ontology annotation, molecular function: catalytic activity. The record is from RefSeq and is a predicted model, not a curated record. NCBI's taxonomy places the organism in Eukaryota, Fungi, Ascomycota, Sordariomycetes, Hypocreales, Nectriaceae. The transcript has 5 exons.